Mesorhabditis spiculigera is the source of this 1119-nucleotide messenger RNA. Lineage: Eukaryota; Metazoa; Nematoda; Chromadorea; Rhabditida; Rhabditidae. The record is from the annotation of a GenBank genome assembly.
AUGUCGACCUAUGGGCCCCGGCCAUCCUCUUUCGAGCUCGAGGAAGGGGGAGAGCGGUAUUACAUCGGCUCCGAGGUGGGCAACUACCUCAAGUACCACCGCGGCACCCUCUACAAGAAAUAUUCGCUGAUGUGGAAACGCGUGGCGACGAUGGACGAAAAGGAGAAAAUCCGCGCCAUCAAUGCCUCGCCCGCCUUCUUGAAUACGAAUAUUAUGCUCGUUCGCCAGAGCGAAGUUGAUGAUAUUCUGGCCGGAAAUGACGAGAAAUACAAGGUGGCCGGAAACGCGGCGCCUCGGCCCGAGGGCAGCUUCACGCCAAUGAAGCCGAACCCGGCGAAGCAGGGCUCCAACCAGGGAUGGGGCGGCCAGCAGGUCCAAAGCGGCUCCCAUCACGUCGAAGCCGUCCCCGCUUCCCACCCGAUCGCACACGGGCGCGGCAAGUUCAAGCUGCGCGAAACCAUCUACUCCACCGAGGACUUUGAACAAGCAAAACGCAUCCGGCUGAACGCGGACAUCCCCGAGGAGCUGGUGCCGAUCCGGCUGGACAUGGAGAUUGAUCAGAUCAAGCUGCGCGACACGUUCUGCUUCAACCGCCGCGAGACGAUCAUCACGCCCGAUGUGAUUGCCGAGCAAAUCUGCGACGAUCUCGACCUGCCCGCCGGCAACUUCCAGUCAGCCAUCACGUCGGCCAUCUACCAACAGCUCGAAGCCGCUGAGUGCAUCCCCCUGGACACGGCAGCCAGCGACCAGCGCGUCCUCAUCAAGCUCAACAUCAACGUCGGCAACCAGAAUUUGGUCGACCAAUUCGAGUGGGACAUGAGCGAUCCGCUGAACAACCCGGAGGAAUUUGCGAAGAGCCUCUGCUCCGAUCUCGGGUUGGGCGGCGAGUUUCCGUCGGCCAUUGCCUAUUCGAUUAGAGGUCAACUCAGCUGGAACCAAAAGUCGUACGCUUUCUCCGAGUCGCCGCUGCCCGUCAUCGACUGCCCGUACAGAAACCCGACGGACACGGAACAGUGGUGCCCCUUCCUGGAGACGCUCACCGACGCGGAGAUCGAGAAGAAGAUGCGCGACCAGGACCGCAACACGCGACGCAUGCGCCGUCUCGUCACCGGCUACAUU